GGUGAAAGGACACAUGUCAAUUGAUUAGGUGUAUGGUGAGCAUACAUUAUAGUCAUGGUGGUGAGCAAAAAUGCUUCCUUUUAUUAAAAUUUAGGUUUCAUUGUUUUAACUUUUAAGGAAUUAUGUUGACAUAACUCUGAUUGGGUUUUGAUGUGAUAAGAUUUCUAUCCUAGUUUAGCCUUCCUGUAUUGUUAUAUAUACCCCCCAUAUUCUAUAAGCUAACCACAAAAUACCGGAGUCCUAAGGUGUACCCUAUUUUCUGUGCGCACCAGAAAAAUAAAAGAUGAAGAAUAAUUCGAACUCUCCUUCAAGAAAAACACUGAUAUUUCUCAUUCAAAUUGUUUGUCUAGUUGUCUUUCUUCCAACUAGCCACUGCAACAAGCUGACGGUCUUCUUUCCAAUGGAUGCCAAUCUGAUCGCACAAACAUGCAACCAAACACCAUAUCCCGAUCUUUGCGUCUCUACACUUCAAUCAGACCCUCGAAGCGCCAAAGCAGAUGUCAAAGGCUUAGGCAUCAUAAUGGUUGAUGCAGUUAGGGCUAAGGCACACGAAGCUAAUCUCCGAGUCGAGGAGCUGAUCGAUAGAGAGCCGGGAAAUACACCCGCAAGAAAUUGCGGAUUUAACUACGACGAUAUUUUUCAACUUGAUAUUCCUCAAGCCGUUGAAGCUUUCCCUAAAGAUGAUUACAAGUCAGUAGAGCUAGGCAUGACUAAUGUCGUCGCAAACGCAGAUUCAUGCGAAAGAGGUUUUUCCGGCGGCAGUCCUUUCAAAGACAAAAGCCAAGCUCUCCAUGAUGUCGCUUAUGUGGCUGCAGCAAUUGCCAAAGUAUUGCGCUCCUGAUGUAUUCUUCUCUUAUCAUAAGAGAAUAAUAAAUUUGAUAUAAUAAUCAAGGAUUGCAUUUCUUGUUAACUACUUCUAAUUUGAUAGCGUCAAUUAUUUGAUCUAUGUGGUCAUUUCAAUAA
Molecule: messenger RNA, 963 nt
Organism: Pyrus x bretschneideri (Chinese white pear)
Lineage: Eukaryota; Viridiplantae; Streptophyta; Magnoliopsida; Rosales; Rosaceae
Product: cell wall / vacuolar inhibitor of fructosidase 1-like
Exons: 1
Coding region: 284-841 (185 amino acids)
Biological process (GO): negative regulation of catalytic activity
Molecular function (GO): enzyme inhibitor activity
Source: RefSeq, a predicted model, not a curated record